Messenger RNA from Notechis scutatus (mainland tiger snake), 2461 nucleotides. It is a transcript of the gene PLEKHG7, whose product is annotated as pleckstrin homology and RhoGEF domain containing G7. Gene Ontology annotation, biological process: Rho protein signal transduction. Lineage: Eukaryota; Metazoa; Chordata; Lepidosauria; Squamata; Elapidae. The record is from RefSeq and is a predicted model, not a curated record. Gene Ontology annotation, molecular function: guanyl-nucleotide exchange factor activity.
UAAUUAUCCAGAAUGGAAAAUACAGACAGUGGAUCUUCUCUGGACAUGGAUGAAGUAAUUAACAUGAAUGAACAGUGCCUUGUAUUUAAGGAGACUGAACUUUGGAAAGAAAAUGUGGAUUUAAUAGAAAAGAGCAACCUGGGAAAUACCGUGUCCUUUUCCUAUGAAAUAUCAGCCCCAACCAACAUAGGGAUAAAAUUGGGCCCUGGUAGCCUCACCAGGAGGCGGGAUUUGACUGGUAAGUUGCAUCUACUGAAUGUGGAGCAUGAUGGUGCUGACAAUCCUCCAUAUCUAUUUGAUAGGCAUGCUCCAAGUAGGAUUUCUACUUCUCCAACCUUGAGGAGGCUAAGAAAAAAUACCUCAUCAGUUUCUCAAAUAGCUUCACUCCAGGACAAUGUUGAGAACGUAAGAAUAGACGAACAGAUGCCACAAAUCGACAUUUUUCUUUCUAUGCAUCCAGAACUUCCUUCUCGCCCUAAACAUUGUUCUUUCCCGUCAACCUCUGGCGUUUAUUCAAAUACAGUGACACAAGUACAACACUCUACAUCAGUUAACCCCACAAUGAAUCUACUAGAUAACAAUGGUGAUUUCAGUGAUACUCAAACAGUACAGAACAGUAGAGAGAACAACCCUUCUCUAGAAUGUGAAGGAAAGAAUUCUCAGCAAUAUAGCCAGGCCUUGGAUUUACAUAAAUCUAGUAGGUUAGCUGUCCGCAGGCAUAGCUCAGUGGUGGUGAGUUUGCCUGGACUUGAGAUGUUCCCUGGAGACUUGUUGAUAUCAGACAGUGCAGCACAAUUCCUAUACCAAUCAACAUCACUGCAAAACUCAGAGUCCAAAAGGACAUGGUGGCCAUUUGCUAAAAAAGGAAUGAAUAAAGACAAACAAAAACAAAUGGCUGAGCUGGAAUAUUAUCUCUCAACUCUAACCAUUAAAAUGUCUGAGUCUGGUGGCUACAAAUUUCACAGUGUAAAGGAUAAAACAUGGCAUGAAAUGCUGAAGAUGUAUCAACUGGAGUCACAAGCCACUAGUGAUCAGUUAGACACAAAGAAGAAAGAAGCUGUGUGGGAGCUAUUCACAACAGAAUGCAACUAUUUUCUUGAUCAUCUGUUGGUUCUCAAAAUGAUCUUUUUGGAUACAUUAAAGUACCUGCAGAGCAAAGAACUCCUAUCAGAUGUGGAUCCUGAGUUACUAUUUGCAAACCUGGAAGAAUUAAAUCAGGUGACUCUAAGUUUUGUAACCAGUUUAUUUAGCACCAUGGAGGAUCUUCUUCUCGGGCAAACACCCUCCCUUGAUUUCAUCAGUGUGCUCACAAAGCAUUUCAAAGGUAACCUGUGUCAGAGCCAUCAGAUAUACUGUCUGACUUACACUUCUGCUAUUUUUUACUUGGAAAAACUGAAAAAAAGAGAAGAUUUUGGCACCUAUUUGAAAUGGUGUGAGCGGAAUAAAGAAUGUAAGCGACUUCGUCUAGCUGAAAUGUUAGUUGCACCUUUACACAAGUUGACUCGCUAUCCCCUCCUGUUAAAGAACAUUUGGAAAAAUACAGACGCAGCAGAGAAAGUUAUCAUUAAUUCACUUAAGGAAAAGGUGGAAACAUCAAUACGCGAUUUGGAAGGUAAAGUGAAAUGGCUGGAUAAUUUUCAGAAAUUUAAACAGCUUCAGGAAAUUAUAAUUUGGCCUUCACUUUGGGAUCAAGACAAGAGACAUUUUGUUCCUGAGUCUCUCAAGUACAUGCUAAGAGAUAAUCCACAUGAAAACAUCUUGUCACCUACAAAGAGAUCACUUGUUCUUGAAGGCCGAUUGAUACUUGCAGAAUCUAUGAGAUUUACUGACGUCUAUCUGUUCCUGUUUGAUGAUUUGCUAUUGAUUACAAAACCUAACAGAUAUAAAAAGAAAUUUGACCUGAGUUUAACACCUGCUUGUUCUUUCUUCAGUCUGGAAUUGCAAUCUUUGCUUGAAGAAGGUGGUAACUGCAUAGUACUUGGCCAGCCUAUUCCGUUAGAUAGAAUGAUGGUAAAAAAUAUUGAUUCAUUCCAUAUCACAGCUUUGGGACUACGAAAUGCUUUUCUAAUACAGCAUGAGAAUAGAUAUCAACAGUGCAUAGGAGCCUAUUUACUUCAAGCACAAACAGAGGUAUCCAAGAAAACAUGGAUAUCCCAGAUGGAAACAACAAUCACCAACUAUAUAAGAAGAAAUAAUCUUUCAAAAACAUUUUUCAAUACACUUGCUGAAUCCUCUGAAAUUUAACUGUAACUUGUAAUAUUUCUACUUUUUAAUGUUUUUGAAUAUUUAAAAAAUGUUGAAAUGUUUUUGAAACCUUUCUGAAAUGGGAGUAUUCUUCAGUUAGAGCAGAGUUCAGAGGAUAACUCAUAUGAACAUAUGCAAACAUCAAUGUUACUAUGACCUUUAGUUCAUCUGCAUUUACUAAUAAACAUAAAUGGGGGGAAAAUCGGAAUAUUAAGUU